Molecule: messenger RNA, 498 nt
Organism: Metschnikowia bicuspidata var. bicuspidata NRRL YB-4993
Lineage: Eukaryota; Fungi; Ascomycota; Pichiomycetes; Serinales; Metschnikowiaceae
Gene: SPC19
Product: Spc19p
Exons: 1
Coding region: 1-498 (165 amino acids)
Biological process (GO): attachment of spindle microtubules to kinetochore
Cellular component (GO): spindle microtubule; DASH complex
Source: RefSeq, a predicted model, not a curated record
AUGCGUGUAACGGCGCGUAUUCUUCGAGACUCCACAAAACUUUUGGAAGGCACUGCCGAAGUUUUGGACCGCACCAUACAGGAUAUCCCCCGGCUUCAGAAGGUUCUCGAUACCGAGAAGUUGCUUGGCGUGGUUCCUGAUAUGGACGUCAGGGCAGCCAAAGAAAGCGUGAGCACAGAAGCACAUCCGCAAAUCGAGGCGUUGAGCAGUCUUCUUGAGAAAAACCUCGCCAAGCUUCGUCGGAAAAAGACAAGUUUGGAAAGCCAGGCUCGACUUCUCCAAGUGCGUUUGGAGAGCGCAGAGAAUCAGUCUCCGCUGAGGGGAGAACGCCGGUUUAACAGAAGCACCACCUUAGACUCUUCGCACGAGGCGGACCUAGCCCGCUUGCGCUAUUUGCGCCACAAAAGCGAUCGUUUGAGCUACAAUUUGUCGCAGGCCAAACUUAAGAACAACCGGGCCAAACUCAGCUUUGUGCCAUCGCUUCCACCUGCCCCGUAG